Molecule: messenger RNA, 3726 nt
Organism: Wasmannia auropunctata (little fire ant)
Lineage: Eukaryota; Metazoa; Arthropoda; Insecta; Hymenoptera; Formicidae
Product: structural maintenance of chromosomes protein 1A-like
Exons: 20
Coding region: 59-3700 (1213 amino acids)
Biological process (GO): sister chromatid cohesion
Cellular component (GO): cohesin complex; chromosome; nucleus
Molecular function (GO): ATP binding; protein binding; DNA binding
Source: RefSeq, a predicted model, not a curated record
GGUCAUUUGUACGCUGCUCGCCGAUCCGUUCGUAUUCGAUAGGCGCUUUGCUUUGACAAUGCCGAUUUCCUUAAACACUGUCGUUAUUUCCAACUUUAAGUCGUUCUUCGACGAGACGGUAAUCGGUCCGAUUGAGCCGUUUACGGCAAUAAUCGGACCAAAUGGAUGCGGAAAAUCAAAUAUUGUUGAUGCCAUAAGUUUUGCAUUAGGAGAGAAGCCACGCGCUUUGCGUGUUAAUUGCCUUAAUGAACUCGUUUAUUACGACCCUAUUGGAGAAUCAAGGAUGGAACGCGUUACCUAUGUAAAAGUGAUCUUCAAGGUAGACGAUAACAAAGAGAUCAGUUUCACAAGGACAAUACACGGCGAAACCAGUCAAUACAAAAUAGAUAACCAGAUUGUUACGAAUAUAUUUUAUAUGGCUACACUGAGAGAAAUGGGUUUGGACAUAAAGGCAGGAAACUUUUUGAUACCUCAGGGUUACAUCGAAAAUUUCGCAUUGGACAUGCUGAAAAAUAUGACUGCAAUGUUUGAGCAGACUAGUAAUUCAAUUGAGUACAAAGCAGAUUAUGAAAGAUUAAAAUUAGAACAUUCGAAAGCGCUAGAAGAAGUACAUUUUGAAUAUAAAAUGAAAAGACAAAUAUUAAAUCAAAAGAAACACGCCAAUGUGGAAAAAACAGAAACAGAAAGAUAUUUGCAGCUGAACGAACAAUAUAAUAAAAAAAAAUUAAAAUUUCAAUUAAUUCAAUUGCUUCUUAUUAAGAAAAGAAUUGAAUUCUUACAAAAUAAGGAAAAAGAAAUGAAAUUGCAAACAGAUAAGCAUCUAGACGAUAAGAUGACUGCGAUAAUGUUAAUGGAACGUACAAAAUCAAAAUUUAAUUUAUUAUUCGCUCCUCUUGAAAAUGUUGAACAAGAUAUCCUGAAAAUGGAAAACAUUAUUCAACAGAAGAAGACAGAACACAAUGUAUUUGAGGAGGACAUCUCACAUUGGCAAAAGGAACGUGAUUGCGCUCGCGUAUCUUUAAAUAGUGCAAAUAAAGCACGUGACACUAAACAGAGAAACAUUCAAGAAUUAACAGAUGAAUUAAAACGAAUAGAUAACAUAUUAACGGAGUUGAGAAAAGCGUCACAGACGAGCACUAUAGAACUUAGCAACUCUCAGGUUAAACGUUACAUGGAAUUGACGAACGAAGUUGAACGUCGUACAGAGGAUUAUAUAAAGCAAAUAAAUAGCUUGAUGCACAAACAACAAGAGGAUCACUAUAAACUUGAUAACGAAAAUAGACGUAAGCAAGAAUUGGAAGACAAAGUAAAACAGAUAAAAUUAACUAAGGAGAGUCGCGAAGCGCGACUCAAAAAACUGCAAGAUUUAAUUGUCAAAUCCGAAGCAACUUUACCAGAAAAAACAGCAAAAAUAAAGAAACUAAAUAAAAAAAUUCUUGAAACAAGGAAUAAAUUGUUAAGUCUAGAGAACGAUAUUGCAAAGAUUACAGAGGAGCUUUCCGAUAUUGAUGACAAUACUGUUUCGCGAUGGACUAAAAAACAUGAAACGAUCAAUAAGUUGAAACAGAUCAAUUCUGGCGUGUAUGGUCGUUUAUCUGAUUUGUGCAAGCCUAUUCAUUCACGUUAUAAUGUUGCAAUAACUAAAGUUUUUGGUAAAAAUAUGGAUGCCAUCGUCGUUGAUACCGAAGAUACAGCAACUCAGUGCAUUCAAUAUUUAAAACAGCGUAAAAUAGGCAUUGAAACAUUUUUACCACUUGAAUCAAUAAAAAAGAGAGUUUUAAAAGAACAAUUACGUGCUAUAAAAGAGCCGAAGAAUGUUAAAUUAUUAUAUGAUGUGUUGGACAUUUCAACAGCAGAAAUAAAUACCGCGGUUUUAUUUGUCACUAAGAAUACUUUAGUUUGCGAAACUAUUGAAGAUGCAAUGACAAUAGCAUACAACGAGGAUAAACUAAAAGCAUAUGAUUGUGUUACAUUGGAUGGAUGUUUGUUUCGUAAAAAAGGUCCAAUGUCCGGUGGACAGACUGAUUUAAUUGUAAAAGCGAAACAAUGGAACGAACAACAAGUAGUUACAUUGAAGGAACAGAAGGCACAAUUAAUGCAAGAACUCAGAAAUUUGCCCAACAUUUCUUUCAUGCAGUCUGAACUUGAAUUAUUUAAUGUAGAAGUUAAAGGGUUUGCAAACCAAAAUAAAUAUAUCGGGAUAGAUAUGGAAGAAAUUAAAAAUGAAAUUGUUAUGAUGAAUAAAGAAUUAGACGAGCUCCGCGAUAGAUUAAUUGUAUCAAAUACGAUAAUAACUGAAAUUCAAGGCAAUAUGCAAGAAAGAAGUGAGAAAGUUACAAGCGUAGAGAGAAAUGUUAAUGCAAUUAAAAAUAAUAUCUUUGUUGAUUUUUGUAAUGAUAUUAAUGUACCGGAUAUUAGCUACUAUGAGAAGAAUAAUUUGCGAUUUUAUCAAGAGCAGAAAACGAGGCAAAUGGAUCUUGAACAACAACAUGAUCGUAUCGAGAAUCAGUUGCGCUUGGAAAAUGAAAACGAUACAGAAAGUAAAGUACUGAAAUGGGAACAAGCUGUAAAACGAGCUGAUGCAGAAUUGACUAAGGCGUAUCAGCAAGAUCGUAAUGCAAAGAGUGAGAUUGAGCUAGAAGAAACAAAAAUGUUGACGUUAAAGGACAGAUAUACAAACGUAAAAAAGGAUUUAGAGAAUUUGGAAGGAGAAUUGUCUGAGCGCAGAUUGCAAAUUAACUUUUUCGAAAAAUUAUAUCUGGAAAGUCGAAAGGCGCAUAUUGCUCUACAGAAAAAAAUAGAAACAAAAAUUAUAGAAUGUAACACUAUACUUAAAGAAUGCAAGAUGGAAGAUAUUGUUGUUCCAAUGUUAGAGACGUCUCGUAGGUCAGGAGGAAACAAUUUUACAAGUAGCUCAAGUUCGAACGCGGAAUCAUUAGAAGACUGUAAAGUGUUAACAAAAAUUAAUUUCUCCCAAUUUCCUAAGGACAUUCUCAAUUCUACAGAAGAAGAGUUACAAAAUAUGGCUAAACAACUUGAUGAAAAGCUUACAAAGAUUCAGGAUGAAUUUAAUGAAGUGAAACCCAAUCUUAAGGUUCAUGAAAAGAUCGAUUCGAUAGCACAGGAAAUACAGAAAAUAAAUACGAACUUUCAAAACUGCCGUAAAAAAUGUAAUGAAAUACAAACGCAAUUUGAGUUAGUGAAGGCAAAAAGAUACAAGCUGUUUUCAGAUUGCCUGGAACACGUUGCUGCGGAAAUAGAUUCUAUAUACAAAAAUUUAGUUAAUGACACGUCGGCUCAAGCAUUCAUCUUAUCAGACAAUCUCGAGGAACCGUACUUAGGCAAUAUAAUUUACAAUUGCAUAGCGCCGUCUAAAGGCUUUCUGCCAUUGCAGUGUCUAUCUGGCGGAGAAACGUCACUCGCUGGUCUGGCAUUACUAUUUGCAAUUCAGCGUUACAAGAAAAUACCGUUUCUCAUUCUGGAUGAAGGUGAUGCGGCAUUGGACAAGGCGAAUAUUAAGAAUGUCGUCCGCUUUAUCAAGUCCCAAGAAAACACUACACAAUGUAUCAUGAUAUCCUUACACAAGGAAUUAUAUUGUUAUGCUAAGGGACUUAUAGGGGUUACUGCUAAACGUGACCGUUACCCCAUCAUGAGUAAAGUAUUUUCCAUUUCAUUAAAAAAAUAUCGUGAAGUGCAGUAAUAAAAGUAUGCAAUAAUGAAAAAUUC